Rhodotorula graminis WP1 is the source of this 3609-nucleotide messenger RNA. RefSeq lists its product as uncharacterized. Lineage: Eukaryota; Fungi; Basidiomycota; Microbotryomycetes; Sporidiobolales; Sporidiobolaceae. Bases 1 to 3609 code for a protein of 1202 amino acids. The transcript is spliced from 14 exons. The record is from RefSeq and is a predicted model, not a curated record.
AUGCCGGCGGAUCGCUCGAGCGCCACGACUUCCACAGCUCACGAGCAGAGCCCGUCCACCCUCGACGCUCGCCCCCGCCUCAAGGACAAGAAGCCGCCAGCCUGCGACCGGUGCAAGGUGUACGACCACGCCCAUCGCCCGCAAACCGCCGCAGAGCCGAACAAGAACCGCCGCCUCUCGCCCUCACCCGUCCGCCUCUCCGGCUCUCCCAGCAACCUCCCGCACAUCACGUCGACCUCGAGGGAAGCCCGAGAUCCGGUCGGCAACAAGUUGCCCUUUGAGCUGGACGACAGCAUCGUCGACGACCUCUUUCCGCGUGCCGGAUUUCGCUUUACCCACCCGUUGGUGCACGACUCGGGCCUCUUCCUCGCUCCGCCCAAGACGGUCGGCGAGCUGGCCGCCCUCGCGCCCGACCUGCGCACGCUGGCCUACUGCGCCCUCGCCGCCGGCGCUCUCGCCUCGUUCCACUCGGCCAUCAUCGGCUCUCGCUCCGACAACCCGACGAGCAUGACGGCGGUCGAGCGGCUCGGACCCGACCUGCGCGAGUUUGGCCGCCGACGACUCGGCGCCUUUCUCGCCUUGCGAGACGAGGCCCUGCGUCGCGCAAAAGGUGGCGACACGUUCUACUUGGCGACGGCGACGCACGCCGCGGUGUGCUGGGCCCUCGACUUCCUCUUUGCCGUUGACCAUCCAGUCGGCUCGCCGCGCCCAUACCUGUCGAUCUACUACACGCACGUCCGAGCACUGGCGCCGCUGCGCACUUUGAGCCAGACGCAGACGCAGUCGACCCCGUGGGCCAUGCAGCUCACAGUCGACCACCUCACGGCAAUCGGCGACGGCUCGAUCAUGCUGCCACUACCCGACCUCGCCAAGUUCGUCGACUCGCCCGAGCUCACCGCCGAGGCGUACGUGCAAGACCUCGACGACGCGCUCCGAGACUCGAAGCGCACGAAGCAGUGGCCGUCCAUCGGGAUCUAUGCUGGACUGUGUGUUCGGGCGGCACUCGAGCUGCAGGCGUGCCUCUCCUCGUCUACGUUGGCUCGCUCGCGAGGAGCACCUCUCGACGAGCAGGCCGUGUUGUCGACGCUCGGCCGGGUCGACCUACUUCAUCAAGCGUCGAUCUCGCUCGUCGCCCACACGGAUCGCCUGCUCGAGGCUUGCGGCGCCGUCGCCGACCGUUCCCUCUUCCGGCCCGUGCCGUUCUCCAAGGUCCAGGCGCUCAAGUCGACCCGUUUCUUCGCCGCCGUCGCGUGGACCGCCCUCGUCCUUCCUCUCUACCACGACCUGCAGGCCUGUCGGGCAUCGAGCACGCCGUCGCCGGCACCGUCGAGCGAGUCCAUCUCGGCCCGCUUCGCGCGGGACCGACUCGAGGUGCACAUCAGCCAGGCGCGAGCGUACGGCUUUGCGGCACUCGAGGCGGUCAUGGCGGCGAUCGAGCGCACGCCGAUCAUCUACUUCUGGACGCACCUGCAGCCGCGCCUCCUCCCGCAGUGGGCCGAGUUCCUCCUCGCCGAGUACGACGCCGGGCACGCACGCGCGAUGGGCGACCAGCUCGUACCGACGUGCCAGCAACUUUCGGCCACCCUGCUCAAGAUCGGCUACGUCUACUCGAACCCGCACCUCGACCACCUCAUCGAGCGCCUCGGCACCGUCGUCCAGCUCGAGGCGCUCAACGCCGCCUUCUCGGUCCCGCUCGACAACCCGCUCUCGUUCCUCACCCUCCUCUCGACCGACCCUUUCUUCUCAGUCCCGCCCGCCUCAACCUCGACGAGCGGCCCCUCGGCGCCGGCCUCGACGCCAAGCGUGGCAGGUGGUGCCCCCGGGCCGGACGUCGAUGCCGGGCAAGGUGUCGCGCCGGCCAUGGCGUCGCAGGGAGAGGGGAUCGCUGUUGGGGAGGACCCGCUGUGGACGCUCGACGCGAUGGGAGGGGCCGACUCUGCUCUUCCCUACAACGCCCUCCCGCUCUCCUUCCGCCUCCUGCGCCCGCUCGGCACCGGCACCUCCCCCUCGAUCUGCCUCUCGGUUCAGCUCCCGCUCGCCAACCAGGGCGCGAGCGCUGCAAGCGACACCGAGGACCUGCGCCAUGGUCCAUCAAGCCCCACCGUCGAGGUCCUGCGCCUGAUCGACCCCGAGCACCGAGAGCCCUUUGUCUCGCUCGGCAGGAUCCUCCUCGCCUGCGCUGUCACGCCGAUCGAGGUGCUCCUGCGGUACGACCUCGACCGCCUCGACUACUCGACCACGCUCGCCGGCCUCGCACCCUUCCUCGACCUCUGGACCCCGCUCAAGACGGCCCGCAAGAUCGCCGCCGACCUCGGCCGCCUCGACGAGCUCGCCGCUUUGCUCGAGUGGGAGACGCGCGGCGCCUACUCGUGCGAGGACAAGGAAGAGGGCGGCAUCGUGCACAACUGGAAGAUCGCGUCCGACCAGAUCCCGCCCGACGAGUACUCGACGGCGAGCAUGCUCGCCACCCCCUUCCCGCGCAUCCACCUCCUCCCCGCCGGCGCCCAAGUCCGCACCCUCCUCCCGUCCCUCCUCACGUUCCCCUCGCUCCAGGACCGCCCGACCGACGCUGCGCCGAGCCUCGAAGCCGUGUGGGGCCGCGUCGUCGAGUGGAGCAUCGUCGCGUUCGAGGCGUACGUCGAUGCGGCCGACGAUGACGAGGGCGGCGAGACCGGCGGGCUCGAGCCGCAGCGGACGAGGAACGCGCUCAAGCCUCCAUCGGCGGCGGCGGGUGCGACAGCCUCGCUCAGCAACAGCGCCGACGCCCUCGCGCCCUUGUUCCUCUUCUCGACCGUCGCGCCGCUCCUCCACGCGCUCGACCUCCUCCCCGCGCCGGCCCCCUCUCCCUCCUCUUCCGCCUCAGCCACACCCGCACCCGCCCGCCCAACCGCCACCACCCUCUCGCACCUCCCCUCCCUGCCGCCCCUGCCGCGCCUCGCGCUCCUCCCGCCCUCGACCUCAGCCUCCUCCCGCACGGGCCCCGACCGCGACCGCGACCGCGAGCGCGACGCACCGCGCCUCCCGCCCCACGCGCAGCUGUACCUCGUCGACGCCGUCGCGCGCUUCGUGCUGCACGCGCGGCGGGUGGGUGGGACCGAGGGCGGUGCGGGACGAGCGGGGCGCGGCGGUCGGGCGCAGCAGAAGGGGCGAGAGGGCGCAGGCGAGGGGGGCGCGGCUCGGGACGACGAGGAGCCUUGGCGCCUCGCGAUCGAGAAGAGGCUUGCGGCGCUCGAGCGUGGUGGCGAGGGCGGAGCGGGCGCGGCAGGGAGCGGCGCGAGCGAGUCGGCCGCGGCGAGCGGCGCGUCCUCCAGCGGCGGCGCCGCGGGCGUACGCGCACCGGCGGGACCGAGCGAGGCCGACGGCGACGCUCUGCGGGCGAGGCUUGCGAGCGUCGAGGCGCAGCUCGAGGUGGCGCAGGCGGCUCUCGCGCGGCACAAGCUCGAGCGCGCGCAGCCUCUCGCGCCCGUCGACCUCGCCUCGGGCGCGUCGGGCGCCCCGUCGCACGUUGCGGGCCCGACACGUGCAGACAUUGCCCUCUUCCUCGUGGGUCUCGUCGUCUGGCCAGCAGUCGCAGUUUCCGUGCUCGGCGUGCGGUGGUGGAUGGGGUGA